This is a messenger RNA of Anopheles coluzzii, 9825 nucleotides long. RefSeq names its product vesicle-fusing ATPase 1-like. Gene Ontology annotation, molecular function: ATP binding; ATP hydrolysis activity. The record is from RefSeq and is a predicted model, not a curated record. Gene Ontology annotation, cellular component: Golgi stack. The transcript has 9 exons. Gene Ontology annotation, biological process: SNARE complex disassembly; Golgi to plasma membrane protein transport; intra-Golgi vesicle-mediated transport. NCBI's taxonomy places the organism in Eukaryota, Metazoa, Arthropoda, Insecta, Diptera, Culicidae. The coding region runs from base 312 to 2591 and encodes 759 amino acids.
GCCCCUCAUUUCACAUAAAACUUUGGUCAUGUCAUCAUCUUGAUGUGCAUGCGCAGCUGUUCUUCUGUUUUUGUGGUUUUGCAUUUUAGCAACGAAUUUUUCCAUUCGCAUUGGAUCAAUAAUUCGUGGUUAAAUUGUUUAGAUAAGAAAGUUGGUUGUACUUCUGAUUAUGGAAUAAUCUAUAUUCAUAAGUUACUGGUUUCACUCUUUCUAGACUCACUGGAGAGGAUUUAGAGAAACAUACCAAAGUAAACUUAAUUUCACCGUCGUUCGAUUAUUACGUACACCAGGUUGGCUAGACUAUUUUCACAAUGGCAAUGAUUAUGAAAGCAGCAAAAUGUCCCACCGAUGAGCUGUCGCUGAAGAACAGAGCUAUAGUCAACGCAGGCGACUUUCCCGCUGAUGUCAAAUAUAUUGAUCUAUCUACAGCACCUGGUCAGCAUUUCAUUUUUUACAUCGAACGUACGGUUUCUGGUGAAAUUAAUCCUGGAACCAUAGGGUUUUCAUUACUUCAACGGAAGUGGGCGACACUUUCAAUCAAUCAAGACAUUAGCGUCAAACCAUAUCAUUUCGAACGAUCAUCUGAAGUUCUCUGCAGUAUUGCUCUUGAGGUAGAUUUUCUACAGAAAAAAACUGUAACACAUGAGCCAUACGAUAGUGAUCAAAUGGCAAGAGACUUUUUGCUUCAGUUUGCAGGAUUAGCUGUUACGGUUGGACAGCCAUUGGUUUUCAGUUUUCAAGAUAAAAAAUUGCUAUGCCUAGCAGUGAAAACUCUUGAGGUAAUUGAUGCCGCAGCCAUGGCUGGUGGUGCAUCAUCCAGUGGAUCUGGUAACGGUCCGGUAGAACCUAAACGAGUAAAUUUUGGUCGAUUGCUUGCAAACACUGUUGUGACGUUUGAAAAAGCUGAAAGCUCUGGGUUAAAUCUUGUUGGACGUUCUAAAGGUCGGGUAACGGCUGUGAGACAGUCUAUCAUUAAUCCUGAUUGGGAUUUUGGAAGAAUGGGCAUUGGUGGAUUGGAUCGUGAAUUUAAUGCGAUAUUUCGACGUGCUUUUGCUUCGCGUGUUUUCCCACCAGAGGUGGUUGAACAACUGGGAUGUAAACACGUAAAGGGCAUUCUUCUAUAUGGACCUCCUGGUACUGGUAAAACACUUAUGGCGCGACAAAUUGGAACAAUGUUAAAUGCUCGAGAACCAAAGAUAGUAAAUGGUCCGCAGAUUUUAGAUAAAUAUGUCGGUGAAUCAGAAGCUAAUGUGCGUCGACUAUUCGCUGAUGCCGAAGAGGAAGAAAAAAGACUUGGACCAGCAAGUGGUUUACACAUAAUAAUUUUCGAUGAAAUAGAUGCAAUUUGUAAAGCUCGUGGUACUGUCGGCGGAAAUUCUGGUGUGCAUGAUACGGUUGUCAACCAACUGUUGGCAAAAAUAGAUGGUGUUGAGCAAUUAAACAACAUUUUGGUAAUUGGAAUGACCAAUCGAAGAGAUAUGAUAGACGAAGCAUUGUUAAGACCUGGUCGUCUAGAAGUUCAAAUGGAAAUCAGUCUUCCUAAUGAAGAAGGUCGUGUGCAAAUUUUGAAUAUACAUACUAGACGCAUGAAGGAGUUUAAAAAGUUAGCUCCUGACGUAGACUUGCGCGAGCUUGGUCAAAAGACUAAAAAUUUUAGCGGUGCUGAACUGGAAGGAUUGGUACGUGCAGCGCAAUCAACCGCAAUGAAUAGACUAAUAAAAGCAGCUUCGAAGGUCGAAGUGGAUCCUGCGGCCAUGGAAAAGUUGAUGGUCACUAGAGAAGAUUUCUUACAUGCCUUUGAAAACGAUAUCAAACCUGCUUUUGGCACAGCAGCAGAAGCCCUAGAAAACUAUUUAACAAGGGGCAUUAUCAAUUGGGGCCUACCAGUGGCUCAUAUUCUUGAAGAUGGUGCUCUUUACACAGAACAAGCUCGAGGAACAGAAGGUUCUGGAUUAGUUUCAGUGCUUUUAGAAGGCCCCCCAAAUGCGGGAAAAACUGCGCUGGCUGCUAAACUAGCGAAACUUUCUGAUUUUCCGUUCGUAAAAGUAUGCAGUCCUGAUGAGAUGGUUGGUUUUAGCGAGGGUGCUAAAUGUCUGCAAAUACGUAAGUACUUCGACGACGCUUAUCGCUCCACAUUCAGCUGUAUCCUAGUGGAUAAUAUCGAGAGACUGUUAGAUUAUGGACCAAUUGGUCCUCGAUACUCUAAUCUAACGCUUCAAGCAUUAUUGGUAUUACUGAAAAAGUCUCCUCCAAAAGGGAAAAAACUUCUCAUUUUGUGUACGACUAGCCGAAGGCAAGUGUUAGAGGAUAUGGAAAUGCUUUCGGCAUUUACUGCAGUACUACAUGUACCGAACCUUUCUACUGCGGAUCAUUUAAUUGCAGUACUCGAGCAGGAACCAGACGUGUUCGGUCGCAAUGAACUGGCUGCUAUUUACAAACGUUUAAAAGGACGUCGAAUUUUUGUCGGAAUCAAAAAACUAUUAGAUUUGAUUGAUUUAGCCCGUCAAAUGGAUCCGCAAACUCGUAUGAUGAAGUUUUUGUCAAAGCUUGAAGAGGAAGGAGCCAUUGAAGAUGCUACUGUGGCACAUUAAGCAAUAUUUAAAACAGCAUUUUCAAUCGAACCCCUUGUAACGAAUUUUUCAAUGUAGAUGCUCAUAACUAGCAAAUCUAAAUGUUCUACAAAUACCCGUCUUGACCAGUUAAAUCUUGCAUAACCAGCAAUUUCAUUUUUGUUCCCGAUAAGAAAUCGUGAUCAUUUCGAGAGCUACAUUACUAAGAAUUGUUAAAAUGUUGGAAUUGAUGUUUCCUAUCGUUAUUGUUGAUCAUGUAGCCAUUUUAAACUUAAAUUAUGCCCAUUUUUAUAGAAUAACGUCACGCAAAAUUAACUUUUGUUUUUCAUCAAAAAAUCAUAGCUAUGAAUGAAAAAUGAGCUCGACGGCAUCGUCCAUCGAUAGAAGAACGUCUAAUUUACAAAAUCUUGGCGCUUUCAACACACUUAAUCACACACAAAUCCACAAUUUCAAGCGUAUUAUAUACAAAUCGAGCAGAUAUGGGAAAAUAAUUUCAAGCAAGUGUCUCUUGGGUUGGGAAACGUCGUUUAAUAUUACUUCUCGAUUUUUUGAGUUUGUUUGCCUAUAUGCUAUAUCGAGCUGUCGUUAACUCUUUUGACGAUCGUUUAUUUAAACAGAAAUGAACAACAAAUGAACUCAGUAUAACCAAAAUGAACUUCAAACGACCUUUGAAAUGUGUUCAUUUAUUUGUGAUGCCGAAUCAUAGCUGAUAUCGCGAAUAAAUGAACACAUUUUAACAGUCGUUUAAAGUUCAUUUUGGUUUAACCGAGUUAAUUUGUUGUUCAUUCCUGUUAAAAUAAAACGUCAAAACAGUUAACGACUGCUCGAUAUCGCAUAUAGGCAAACACGGGGAAAAAAUUGAGCAUUAUAACUAAACGACUGUUAAUAUGCAUCGCAUAUGCUCUUGACAGUCAUUUGUUUAACAGUGGCAUAUGACCAGUCGUUAAAAUUAACAAAUGAACGUAAUGCGAUCGCGAUGCCAAAUUUUAGCAAUUUUUAACGACUCUGGUUAAUUUUUAACGACUGUGCUUAAUUUUUAACGACUCUUAAUUUUAAACUCUUUCUUUCGCGAUGUCGGCUAAUGUUUGCUUUACUGGGUUUAUCAAGUCGCUUUGCGAUGUGUGCUGCUCAAUUCAUUCCAUGAAUAUUCUGAUGUGCAACUUCAAUUGGCUCGAAAUAAUAGCUGGCAUCGCGAAAGAAAUAGUUUAAAAUUAACAGUCGUUAAAAAUUAACCAGAGUCGUUAAAAAUUGCUAUUUGGCAUCGCGAACGCAUUACGUUCAUUUGUUAAUUUUAACGACUGGUCCUAUGCGGUCGUUAAACAAACGAAUGUCAAGAGCGUAUCCGAUACAAAUUAACAGUCGUUUAAUUGUACUGCUCGAAUUUUUCCCCCGUGUUGGCCUAUAUGCCAUUUUGAGCAGUCGUUAACUGUUUUGACGAUCGUUUAUUUUAACAGGAAUGAACAACAAAUGAAUUCGGUCAAACCAAAAUGAACUUUAAACGACUGUUAAAAUGUGUUCAUUUAUUCGCGAUGCCGGCUAAUGUUCUAUUCCACCGCACGCAUUUUCAUCGCAUUUAAGAAGCUUUUUCAUUAGCCGCGUUCAGACACGGCAUAUUCUGCCAGAAAAUAUCUGUCAAACACACUUUCUCACUGAGGUAGGGGAAGUCUAGCAGCCUGUGGUGAAUCUUUUUCAGGUAAUGCAAGCUAUCUAUCGCUGGAUGGAUAACAAAAAUAUUUGCCUGCAAUCUUUUGACAGGACGAGAAAAAUAUCGUGUUUUUCGUGUUUAAACAUUAGUUUUCGAUUGCUUCCAAGUUUUCUAUGUUCUAACGGUUGUAUAUUUUGCAUUUCUUUCAACGAUCGUUGUAUUCUGGUAAGAUUCGUGGUGUGUAAACGCAAAAAUAUUGGCGAAUCUUUUUUGGACUUGUUUCUGGUGGAAGGGGAAAGUUUCGCGAAUAAAGAUAUGCCGUGCCGAACGUACCUAUUGGGGUUCCUAGCUGGAAUUGUCCGCGAUGUUUAUUAUACCUGCAAAUUGUAAGUGCUUUUUAUUUUUGUUGAAACAAUCGUAUUGUUUUGCAUAACAUAAAAGAUUACCUUUACUCCGCUGUAGCAUUGAAGAAAAAGUGGGUUGAAUAGCACAUCAUAUGUGUAGCACACAUUGCAAAGUGACUUGGUAAACCCUAAUAAAACGGACUUAAAUAAGAUGGCUUUGGAAAAAAAACUAAGACAGAUAAUUGUUUUUCUUAAACUUCCCAUGAAAGUUUAUUAUUCAAAUUUGUUAAAAAAAACGUACGCCUAUGAGAGCUGCCGUCCGGCAGUUAAACGGAAACAUCGCCAUGGCAAACGAAAACACGCGGGGAGGUGUUUAAGUUCUACCUUCUUUUUUAUCAAUUCCUCUGCAGUUUUCACGACAAAAUUGUUUAACGAUUGUUUACGUAUCAUAGUACAGAAAUUCUCAAUUAGACGCAGCUGGGAGAAGUUGAACCGAUUUGCUGACUAGGGUAUCACAUCGAUAUUCACCCGCUCCUAAAUCAUCACUGCGAGUUAUGGCGUCAUUGUCUGCCUCUGCGUUCAUAUUACACAGUUAAUUUUUCACUGUUUGGUCAGUUGCAUCGACCUAGCGGCCAAGCGCAUACUGUGAUUAAGCUACUUUUCCAACGGUCUUCCUGUUUAGAAUCUGUUGGAGCUUUUUGUCACCCAGGGUCGUCGGUCAUCCGAAGUCCAGCUUUCGUUAGAUGCUCCGAUUGUUGUUUAAAAGUGACAAAAUUUUUUAGGUGCCGGAACGUGCUGUCCGAUGUCCACAAAUUACUGCAAGAUUUCCGUUUUCGGCCGUACCGUUUUUUUAUCGCACACGGUUCUGAGCGGAGUUACUUUGCUUUUUUGGCCACCACGAUUAGAAUUCCACUGAUAUAGAUUAUCACUGUCAAAUUGGCUCGUGGGUUACUGUUAAUGAUAGUGCAUGAACGUUUUGCCGAUGCGAGCGAUGGCAAACCCAUAUAAAUUAGGCAUUUUUUAUAUUUUUUUAUGCUAACGCUCUUGGUCAUUUUGAAUUGUCCCUGAAAGCAUGUUAGGCAGCUUUACAGAAAAAUGUUCACCUUAAAAAAUCACAAACCUAUGAAAUCAAAUCAAAUAAAAAGUUUGUACCCAGUAUUCUAUUCAAUGGUAAAUUUUAUUUUUAUUUUUGAAACCUUCUAUGAAUCAGUACCUCAUUUAAAGCUACUUUGAAUGAUUUAACACAGGGGUCUUCUAAUUUUUCAGUUCACAGGCCGCAUUGCUUCGCAAGUAGUGUUGUUGAGGGUCAUUUUGGCUUUACUUUUAGUUAAACGAAAUUAAAAAUCUUAUUAUUAUAACAAAUUUCAAACUGAAAAUGUAAUAUUUCCACAGUUCUCUAAUACUGACUUAUACUUUUAGAUCUCUAAUACUUUUAGUGUCGUUUUAAAAUAGUUAAAAUAUAUAUUUUAAUAAAAAUUACUGAUAAUUAUAAAUUAUUUCAACCUUUUCAAAGCAAUCGCGAGCCGCAUGAUUGACUUUCAUGGCUACAUUUGGCCCCAACUACGUAGUUUUGAAGCCCCUGUUUUAAUAAAUAUAUAGUAAUUAUGAAUACUUUGUAAAAAACAUAAUUUUAGUGUCGUUCAAGGCUGUUUCAAUAUGCUUUGGAAAUUAAAGGGAGAUAAAAUAAAUUAAUACUUCCAAAUUAUCAAAUUUUUAAAUGUAUUUCUAAGUCAUAUGAUAAGGAGCUUAAAGCUUAUCAGUUCUAUUAUAGAAAUGUAGGGAAAUGUAUGAUAAUCAAUCUAUUUCAAAAUAUUACCCUUACUCAAAAACAAUGUGUAGGCGAAUCAUAGAUAAAACCAAUAAAAUCAAUGGAAUUUUCAUUAACCUAUUCAAUAAUAAGUACAGGAUGGCCACUCAAUCGGGUAAAACCGGGAAUUAGCUGGGAAUUUUAUUUUUCCGGGAAAACCCGGUAAAACAGGAAUAGGGUAAAUGUACCAGUAUUACAACAGUUUCAUAAAAACUUCUCCUACUUUAAUAAUUUUUAUUAUUUUUCAUGAAAGUGACAUUAUUUUUAACGAUAAACUAUCGUAUUCGGCCUCAGCGCAAUUUUUCGAUCGAAAAAAAUCGAUAGGCGCUCACGUAAAACUGACAGUAUAACUAUUUCUUUCAUACUCUUACAUGAAGUCGAUUCCUAUCGAGUUCAGUAUUUAGUGUCGGCAAACCAUUUUUUUAUAUAAUUAGUAAAUGAUUUUUUAUCACCCAAAAUAUUGAAAAAGAACCAAAACAAUUACCAACUUGCUUUUACAUAACGUUUUUAAACACCAUUAACCUUGAUCUAUCGCAUUUUUCUGAUAUUCGCUAAUUUCCGCAGUUCAAUGCGUCGCGGAUUUUUCCCCAUACAAAGCGUAACGAUCGAAUUUUUGUAGCAUAGUUCAUUUUGCUCGUGAGUGUCAUGGUAUACCAGUUUUCAAAAAGACUAUUAAAAAGAACAUUUUGGCGGCGAAAUGAGUGUCAACUGACACCAAAAUGACAGCCGGAUCGAUCGAAAAAUUGUGCUGAGGCCGAUUAUGUGUCUAUUUUUUAUUUGCCGAUUUUAAUGUAGUUUUUAGAGAUAUUGGCUGGUAUUAUUGAAUCCGUUCGUAGCGGGAACGUACGGCGCUCACAUAAAAUUUUAGGGAUAGCAACACAUUUCUUGAGCCCGCUCCUACAAUGCCGCGGUGAAUAACUGUAGCAACCAUCUAGUACGUUAAAAAAUGAGUGUCGGGACGUACGCCGCCGCUACGAACGGAUUCAAUAAUACCAGCCAUUCGUAAAAAUGCAAUUAAAGUUUUUGUUCCUAUUUUCGGCAGGCUGUGUUCCUAUUUUCGGCAGGGUGUGUUCCUAUUUUCGGCAGGCUGUGCUCCUAUUUUUGGCAACUCGAAUAUGGGUCGGUAAAUGUUUUAAUCAAUGCCAAUAGAUAGACAUAAAUGUUCAAUACGAUUUUACGUUCUCACUUUCCUAAGAUUGGUGUUGACAAGUACUUAAAUUAUUAAUUUUGUGGUGUUAUUUGUCAAAAAUCUACAUUCACCGUGUACCUAUUUUCGGCAGCAUUUAAAGUGAAUAAUUAUCUGUUUUUCGUUAUUUUAAAAUUCCAAUCAGGCUAAAAUAAAUUUUAAAACCAUAGAAUCUUUCAUAAAAACUACAAUUUCAUUGUGUUAGUACUCUGGUUCUCUUAAUCAUGAAACCUGCCGAACUAUUGACUGACAGCAAAUAUGCCGAAAAACUGCAAAUUUUGUUUGAUAUUUUGAUAAAUAUGUAAGGAAAUGAUGUGAUACUUCGUAUAUAAACAAAAAAUGAGCAUAUUUAUAUUUAAAAAAUAUGUGUUGUAACCAAUUUCAACGCGUUUUUGCGUAAUUACACGUUUUUAGUUACCCUGCCGCAAAAAAGUACUCUGCCGAAUACUGGUACAGUUACCCUAUUCUAAAAAAAAAAAAAAACUGGGAAAUUAUCACAAACUUUUGCGAUCACUGUUUACCAUCGUACCAAAUGCAUUUUCAGUUAACGGAAUGUUUUGUUUAUUGUUCCCAAUUCCCGUAUCCCGUUUCUCACAUAUGAUACGCAAUAUAUGUACUUCUCAUUCGCACUGCUGCAAUAUUUACGUUUACCAAUAUCGGUUCUUGUGCAUUUCUGGUAUGGUGUGCCAAUUCGUACUACCUUGCACUCAUCUUUUGUAAACUCGUGUUUUGUUUGCAGUGUCAAAUUUGUCUCUGUAUCUCACUCCCUCAUCCCCACACACCCACAUACACUCUCCCCGCACUCUUAAAAUUUUGGCGCGCACGCUACGUACGACACAAUACAAAAGGUCGUUUUAACCGCGCACACUGAUCAAAGUCGCGAUGGUCCAAUCGGAACGCCGACACUCCUCCAAGUAAGAGAUUUGGUGUGAAGAAAAAGUUUUUGUGACCAAAUCGACAACACACACGCGACAACACACAUCGUCACAUCGACCGCCGUCGAUGGAGAAGUGAUGAUCAAAAAAUAGAUCUGUGGGGGAGUGAGGGGGGGGGCGUUGAACAGAAUGGAAGCGUGAGUGAGUCGUCGCGUGUGUGUGUGUACACUCUCGAGAACUCAUUUUUAGCUCUUUCCUAGAACCCACAUGUUUUACAUUUUUCUGACUCUAAGCAACCAAAGUAGAACGGGAUGUAGAAGGCUACUUCAUAUUCUAUUUUUCUUACUACUUCGCAGCGUUUUGAAUCGCUUGGGCAUCGCCUGUACAUUGGUAUUUUGCAUUUUUGUUUGGGGCCUCAACCUUCAUUCCGCUCGGUUGACGAGGUUCCCACAGUGAUACGCGCAGGUUGAGCUUCUGGCGUGGUUUCUGUAGUCCGAUCUUUGCUCCUUUGUUUUCACGAGGUUUGCAUUAACCCAUCGAUUCUUCAUUAGCGUUAUGGAUAAACAUUGCUGCCUUCCUCACCUUUUCCGAGAAUCGAAGAACAACCAUUCCGAUAGCUCAUGAUUCUAAAAUGUGUUUUCACACCUCCAGAUUGGAUACUAUAUUGUUGAAUAAUUCUCUAAUAACUUUUAUCAUAAUUUAUGACAAGUGUUCAUCUUUCCCUUGAUGCCCGUCUUUACUUACCAUCCUCUAGAUAACGAUUUUUGAAAACGCUUUAUGAUAUAAUAAUUUGGAAUUGAAGUAUGAAUAAUCGGCACUCGAAGUGAAUAGUGAACCGGGAAAAUCCCAACCUGGAACAUCCCCCCCCCCUCGAUUGGCCGCAUUUUAUAAUUUAAUCAACUCUAUACUUAAAAUCUCACAUUCUUCUUUGCAAGUCAUUUGUGACCUGCAAAACUACCUUAUACCGGGUAGUCUCGGUUUACUUAAACCCAUUAUCUUUUGAUUUUAUUAAAAAGUUGUCUGUUACAAAUGUGACUUACAACAUGGUUUUCAACAGAUGUCAAAUGUUGCAUUUGUAUCACACACAUGUUUUAGUUUUUUUUGCAUAUUUCGAUGGCAUUUGAAAAUUAUUUAUAUUAUGUAGCAAAUCUUUUUAUAAAAAUUUAAAUUUUAUUGUGAAGCACAUACAACACGUGUCAGCUGUUGAAACACAUUUUGCAAGCAGUGAAUAAUGUUAUCCAGAUUGGAAAGUGAUUUCGAAAACCCUGUACGGCUAUACUAAAGAACAAAGAUAAUCCGAUUAUUCUGACGGUUGCCGGUUAACGGUUUACGGUCCACGAAAUGUCAAAUUAAUAUAAAAAAAUAAUAAAGUUCGAAAAUAUAUCUAUACAAACAAAA